Coccomyxa subellipsoidea C-169 is the source of this 1068-nucleotide messenger RNA. Its product is annotated as FAD/NAD(P)-binding domain-containing protein. The record is from RefSeq and is a predicted model, not a curated record. The transcript is spliced from 10 exons. Gene Ontology annotation, molecular function: FAD binding. NCBI's taxonomy places the organism in Eukaryota, Viridiplantae, Chlorophyta, Trebouxiophyceae, Coccomyxaceae. Bases 1 to 1068 code for a protein of 355 amino acids.
AUGGCACUACACGAUAUCGAUGUUUCAGACAAGGUGCUCAUAUGUGGUGGAGGCAUCGGAGGGCUUGCUCUGGGAGUGGCACUCGCAAAGGUGGGCAUUCCAGCUGUGGUGCUCGAGCGGGGAGAGCAGCUGCGCUCGGCUGGUGCAGGCAUUAGACUGCAAACGAAUGCAUGGCACGCGCUUGAACAGCUAGGAGUGGCAGACACGCUGCGAAAGGAGCAUAUCAGGAUGGAGAGCCUGGAGGUGACGCGCGACAAUGGGCGUUACUUGGGGGGUGCAACAUACCGAGACGAUGAGGAGAAUCGGGGCGUGGUAAGAGAUGAGUUGAUUGUCGCAUUGGCAGCUGGCCUGCCAAAGGGCAGCUUUUACCUCAGUUCCAAUGUUCAGAGCGUGAGAAUCGACGAAAGAGGAAAUGGAGUGGCAGUCCUGAAAAGCGGGAAGGAGCUGCGACCUAAGAUGCUGGUUGGGGCUGAUGGUGUGAACAGCAGGGUGACUAAGGCUCUUGGUUUCUCAUCUGUCGCAUACUCGGGCCAGGCGGAGGCCAAGACCUUCAAUAAUGAGAAGGCGCUGCAGUACCUGCACUCCAACGCUGAGCACAUUGCCGAGCAAUUCAACAUGCCCCUCUGGCUUUCUCACAUCAACCCAGAGGACAUCUACGCCCAUCAGCUGAAGGACAGGGCACCAGACAAAGACAAGGCAUGGGGCAAGGGCACGGUCACCCUCAUUGGCGAUGCAGCGCACCCGACAACACCAUUCCUGGGCCAAGGUGGAGCCAUGGCUCUGGAGGACUCGGUCGAGUUGGCGGCAAUGCUGUAUUCGAUGACCAAGUCUGAGGGCGGGUGGGAGAAAGCGAGUCCACAGGCCAUCGCAGAGGCGCUGCGCGCAUUUGAGCUGAAGCGCGCGCCGCGGUGCCACGACAUGGUCCAGCUGGGGCGAAAAAACGGCGCCAUGAUAUGCAUGAAGCGCUCCCGGCUGGGGGUGUUGCUAAGGGACCUGUUCAUCAUGGUGGCUGCGCGGCUCACUCGGGUGUCAUUUUACACCGACUGGGAUGUGAAGUUGACGGCCUAG